This is a messenger RNA of Penicillium antarcticum, 1758 nucleotides long. Its product is annotated as BOD1/SHG1 domain-containing protein. The transcript has 3 exons. The record is from RefSeq and is a predicted model, not a curated record. Bases 1 to 1758 code for a protein of 585 amino acids. Lineage: Eukaryota; Fungi; Ascomycota; Eurotiomycetes; Eurotiales; Aspergillaceae.
AUGGAUCCUCCUUCUCAGGAUUUAGGAGAUGGCUCCUCUACGAAUAAACGGUCGAUCGGCAUUGAAACCGCAGGGCGCAAGAAGUUCAAAACCGAGGACCUGCCCUUCACUCCCGUGCAACAUGCAGCGAUGGACAAACUCCGCCAUGCGUUCAAGAAGAAGGGUUAUUUUGAUCUUGUUCGCAAGCAGCUCUGGACUGGAUUCAAUGAGGGUGAACCCAGGACCAUGUUUACUAAUGAGCUGCUCGCACUCGCUGAAUCGGAAAUUGAUCGCGAACCAGCCCUGCUUUCCCGCGAGAGAGGAAAAGCCGCGACACUGAUUGAAGGAGCUGUUGAUCGUGGCGAUGUCUACAAGAAUGUGGAGAAUUCGAUCGAUCAGCUUGCACUACAACACGCCGACUUCAUCCUCGAUUCCCUCCGCGAAAUCCGCCGUCAAGAAGUUGGGGAGGAGGCUGCCGCGCGCGAACUUGAGUCAGGAAACAAGACCGAUGCCGAAUACGACGCCCUUGUGAAAAUCGACCAUGAUAGGCGGGAGAAAAUAUGGCAGGAAGAGAGGCGCAAAGAGAUGGAGCUCGAGGAAGAGCAGAAGCGGAUCAAGGAUGAAGAACUCCGCAAAAAGCGCGAACUUGAUCGACUGAAGGAAGAUGAAGACAGGGCCCGGAGAAAGGAGAUCGACGAACAGAGAAGGGCUGACCGUGAACGCCUACGCGAAGAACAACGAGCCCUUGAUGACCAGCGCGAAAGAGAACGACAAGAACGAUACGAGCGACGGAGGCGAGAAGACCGGGAUCGGGACCGUUACUGGGACCGUGACCGCAGCCGAACCCGCGAUAGGGAUCGUUUCCGCGAUCGUUCUCCUGACUAUCGCCAGGACCGCAACCUGUCUCCUCGGGCCCGGGAUAUUAAACGCGAGAAGUCAGCCGCUUCAAAAGACCCGACUCCUGCUCCGGUGGACGAAAAGUCAUUGGAAGAGGCUGCUCUGCAGAUGCUCCUGAAAGAAGGCGAAGAGCUCGCAGCUAAGGCUCGGAUGAAGCCAGAGUUUGAUUUCGAAGAGGCUGAAGCCAUUGAAAAUGGCCUGAAACCGGCGCCAGCGGCGACCAAGAGUGCCAAUGACAAGUACUCACGUGCCUCAACUAGAGCGGCCAGCCCGUCCCGCGAUUCUGAGGCAAGGCGCGGUUCAACCACAGAUCGUAGGGAGCGGUCUCGGCAUCUGAUGCGUGAUCGGAGCCGGAGUCGUUCGCGGCGACGACGCACAUCUCUUAUUGAUCGCCGUGACCGGUCCCGGGACUCUCUCGUCGGAGCCGUAGCCGCUCCGUUGCCCGACGUGAUCGAGCACCGUCUAAAGACCAUGACCGGGACACUGACCGACGACCUGAGCGCAGCCGCGAGCGAGAACGAGAAUACGAAACUUACCGUCCUAGACGACGAAGCCCUCGACCUUCUCGUUCACCUGUGCGUCGAGGUUCACGCAGCCGUCGCUCACGAAGCCGUUCUCGUUCUCGCCCUCGAGUCAGGGCCCGAGACCGUUCUCGAUCCGGUUCAAGAUCUGCUCGACGCCGUUCACGCUCUCGACGUCGCUCUCCUUCACCGACUCUUGAUAUUGACCGCUAUGUACCUUCCACGAGCAACCGAAGCAAAUCACCUAGGCGCCGGGUGCGAACCCCGGAGAGAGAACGAGAACGGGACCAGCGACCACGAAUGGGCGAUAUUGACCGGUACAUGCCGCCUUCUGGGCGAGACGACGAAGCGGCUCCAAUAA